Molecule: messenger RNA, 1002 nt
Organism: Ambispora leptoticha
Lineage: Eukaryota; Fungi; Glomeromycota; Glomeromycetes; Archaeosporales; Ambisporaceae
Source: the annotation of a GenBank genome assembly
AUGACAAAUGUGCCAGCAUUUUCACAGGUGAAGGAAUUUCUCCGAAAAUGCAACCUCCUGGAGUAUUACGAAAGGUUCAUCGCGGAGGGUUUUGAUGACCUGCAAUCGCUGCUGGAUGUGACCGAAUCAGAUCUCAUCGCGAUGGAUGUGAAGAGAGGUCACCGAAGGCGAUUGCAACGUGAAAUAGCCACCGUCAAAGGGUUUCCUUCUGACUCACCUUUACGUAUACCACCCGGCCCCGCAUUUGAAGAAACGAGUAUAACAGCGCAACAACCAACAAUACCAUUGCAAAUGCAAGUUCAAAUAGCAUCGCCAACAUCAAUGUCAAAUGACACCACCUCAAUGCACGUCAAUAGCAUAUUUCAAAACAAAUACGCAAAUCUUAACACACAAGCUAAUGGUCAUCAUGGGCCUACAUCGUUACCAUUGUCAUCAUCAAGAGAUCGCCAUCAAUACACGACAAAAGAAGACGAUCUCCCAGAUAACAACAGAGAUGCACAAGACAAUGGGAAUCCUAAAAGAAAGUAUAAACGUCAUCCAAAACGGGACAAGAAUGCACCGGUGAAGCCGUUGUCUGCCUAUGUAAUGUUUGCUCAUCGUGUACGUGAAGAAUAUCAAGGUCAAAAUAUUUCGUUCCCGGAUAUGGCAAAGAUCGUAGGCGAUCGAUGGAAAACUAUUCCAACUUCUGAGAAAGAGGCCAUUGAAGCUGAUGCUGCCAAGGCUAAAGAUAAGUAUCGCGCGGAACUAGAAGUAUACAAAACUACGGAACACUGGAAGCAAUAUCAAGAUUACCUUAAAGAUUUCAAAGCUAAAUACGAGACUUCACCAUUCCGCGGUGAUAUUAUUAAUAAACAACGAAAACGAUCUAAACUUGCACCAUCGCCAGAGCCAGACAACAUCAGUCACUCUGGUUAUUCAAGUGCUCGAUCCACUUCGCUCGGAUAUCAAAGUAGUGGCAGCAGCAAUUCGAAUGGAAAUGCAGCGAUCAUCACCAGCGAAUAA